CCCCGUAGGUUUAUCACUCCCCCCAUUUCCCCUCCCCGCACUCGACUGCGCCGCCGGAGCUUUCUUCCGCCGCCGCGCCAUGCCCACCCACCCAAGCUGAUCGAUCUCACCCAAGCUGAUGGAGAACGGACGCGUAUCAGCCCGGAUCAGGUCGUCCUCUUCACCUCCCAGCGGCAGCGAGACGGCGGCCGAGAGACUCACCGACGACCUCCUUAUCGAGAUCCUCUCGCGCGUGCCCGCCAGGUCGCUCUGCCGCUUCCAGUGCGUCUCCAAGCACUGGCUCGGCCUCAUCAACGACCGCAGCUACCGCCGGAAGCUGCCCCAGACCCUGGCCGGCUUCUACGACGCGGGUCAAUUGCUAGAUUCAGGUGUUCCUUUCACCAAUAUCUUGGGAAGCCGCCAUCUCACAUAUCCCGCCUUCCUGCCCGGCCGUCGGCUGGUCUUUCUCUUGGACUCCUGCCACGGCCUCCUUCUCUUCUCCUCAUACGUUGCUGGCGACCAUGGCGACGAGAUACGGUACGUUGUGUGCAAUCCCGCCACAGAGGAAUGGGCUGAGUUGCCGGAUUCCGGCUAUUCCGGUGAUGCGUCUAGUAUAAACUUGUGUUUUGAUCCAGCCGUGUCCCCCCAUUUCUAUGUGUUUUGUUUGCCGGUCGUGGAGGUGGAGGACCAACAUGGCUUCUGUAUUACCGGAGUGCAUGUCUAUUCAUCUGAAACCGGGAGUUGGGUUCAUAACGAGAAGAGAUGGAGCGGCAAUAUUGAUGUCGCUAAUGAUCCAUCAAUUGUCUAUCUCAAUGGUUAUCUGCAUUUUUGCGCCAUUGUUGAUGGUUCUGCCCGCCGACUAGCUGCAGUGGACAAGGAGGGGGCAGCAAGGACUGACUUUCGUGUUCCUGAUGAUCUGGAUGUUUGUUUUAUUCAGCAGUCACAGGGCUGCCUGCAUUAUGCUGGUUUUGACAGAGGUGACAAUGAUGAUGAUGUUGAUCAACUGCUAGUUUAUGUUCUUAAAGACUAUGACAGCAAAGAAUGGAUACUGAAGCAUAGCGUCGAAACUUCACAUGUGUUUGGAGGGCGACACGCAGUCAGCCUUUAUGAGGACUUUGAUUGGAUUGCAAUUCAUCCAGAAUGUAACUUGAUCUUCUUCACUCUGGCCUGGGAGGAUAUCACAUUCAUGUGCUAUGAUAUGGAUCAUGGACAAGUUAAAGUGAUCUGCAAUCUUGAAGAGAGCAAGCCACCAUAUUUUCCAUAUGUGCCACUAUAUGAAGAGUUACAAUCGUUGCACAAGUGACGUCUUAUUCGUGCUAUGGAGCAGCGGGCAUGGUCUACAGUUAUUUUGUAGGCACAGACGAGUACUGCAUUGAGGAACCAGCAAAGAAAAAAAGCACAUAUGUACAAAUUCGAGGUAGGCUUAUCAUUUUCUUCUUCCAAUCCAUUUAUCUUGAGAUCAUUUCGCACAAAAGGCAUACAUGAAGACAGUCGUGGAACAAAUAAUAUCUAUUUACUUUUGCCCAUAAAAUCCAUAUACAACGGCUAUAAUACCUGCUGUCUGCAGUACAGUUUAUCCUGUGCCAAAGCUUGUUAGGUGAUUUCGAUUUACUAUGUAAGUUUUUUUUUUUUUGGUUUCUUUCCUUGAGGUCAGUGCUUAUUGCACACUUUUAUGUCAUGUCUCAAAGAAAGGUGUGGAAACAUGCAUUUUUUGGACAUGAUAUUCCUGUCAAAUGCUUCCUAUAGACUAUGCAUCAUGCUUAGAUGAUUCUUCUGUUCAGUACCAGAAGAGCACAAGUAGAUCGAGUUGUUGCAUGCUUGAACCAGCCACACCAAGCCUGAGUUCAGUCAAACCAUCAAGAGGUACCAAAAUGAAUCCGUGCAUGAUUAAAAUUAGUAUUGAAAGGUCUUUAAUCUGCCAAUAAAUGGUUUCCUUAUUUAUACCUCCAAACAUGGGUCCACAGCCUAAUGAAAUUGCAGUUUCUACAUGCAAAGAGGAAUAUUCCACUGUAUAAAUGGUUCUAGAACUAUUAGCUGUAAUGCAUUAUAAGGUACAACCUUAGUUUUAAACAUUUUGCAUACUAACAGAUAUGUAUUGCAAUUUUAAUUUGCGUCCCUGCAGCAAUUUUACUAUUCUUUGUCUUUUACUAUGCGGAUCCGCGGCACCGUGAGAGAGGUAACGCCGGCCGGCGCUUCACCACUGGCUAUUGUUUGGCGGCGGCAAGGAGAAGGGCGCCGAGGAUGUGCUGCUCUGUGCACGGCCGUCGAAGUACAACAUCGCUAUGAUGUUUGUGGUUUCUCUAUUUUUCCUCCUAUUGCCUGUUCCCAGUUUUACAAACUGUUAAGUUGGUGCUUGAUUUCGCUUUCAGAUUUUUCUGUGGCUUUCUCCAUUAGCAUGUUUCUCCUCAACGACCAUAUUAAUCUGGCUGGCGUUUGCACAUGUGAUUUUGGUUGAGGUAUGUGCAAGGUCAUCCCUCUCUAGACUGUAAUUUGUCUGUAGGUUUUUGGUAGAUUUUACUUAUCGGGGGCUAAGGCAGUGGUGAUGCCGCAGGUUGACCGUUUGUGUACUACGAGAGGUGCCACAAUUAUUUUCAUUCUGGCUCAUGUAGUUCAAAUCAGUUUUCAUAUUGAAAGAAAUUUAAGCUAUAUAUGCAUGGUAUUUGGUAAUACUUUAACUGCAGCUUAGGAUACAAACGCAAUUACAUUAAUCAGUUGUUAAACAGGCUACUGGCAUGCUGCCUCUUCCUCUUUAUUUAUUUAUUUUUUUGCGAAAAAUGCUGCCUCUUCCUCUGAUGCAAUGAACACGAGGGAAGUCGCCAACGCAUUCCGGCUCUUCCGGUGAGGUGUCUACUAUAAGCUUGUGUUUUGAUCCAGCCGUGUCCCUCUAUUUCCAUGUGUUUUUGUUGCCGGCUGUGGAGGUGGAGGACCAACAUGACUUCUGUCUUACCGGAGUGCAUGUCUAUUCAUCUGAAGCCGGGAGUUGGAUUCAUAAGGAGAAGAGAUGGAGCGGCAAUAUUGAAGUCACUACUGAUCGCCUUGAUCGGUCAACUAUCUAUCUUAAUGGUUAUCUGCAUUUCUGCGUCACUGUUGAUGGUUCUGACCGUUGUGGACAAGGAGGAGGGGGAGCAAGGACUAACUUUCGUGUUCCUGAUGGUUUGGAUGUUGGUUUUAUUCAGCAGUCAGAGGGCUGCCUGCAUUAUGCUGGUUUUGACACAGAUGGCAAUGAUGAUGAUGUUGUUCAACUGCUAGUUUAUGUUCUUAAAGACUAUGACAGCAAAGAAUGGAUACUGAAGCAUAGCGUUGAAACUUCGCAUGUGUUUGGAGGGCGACACAUAGAAGACCUUGAUGAGGAAUUUAAUUGGAUUGCAAUUCAUCCGGAAUGUAACUUGAUCUUCUUCACUGUGGGCCAGGAUAUCACAUUCAUGUGCUAUGAUGAUGUUGUUCAACUGCUAGUUUAUGUUCUUAAAGACUAUGACAGCAAAGAAUGGAUACUGAAGCAUAGAGUUGAAACUUCGCAUGUGUUUGGAGGGCGACACAUAGAAGACCUUGAAGAGGAAUUUAAUUGGAUUGCAAUUCAUCUGGAAUUUAACUUGAUCUUCUUCAUUGUGGGCCAGGAUAUCACAUUCGUGUGCUGUGAUAUGGAUCGUCGACAAGUCAAAGUGAUAUGCAAUCUUGAAAAAGGCAAGCUGCCAUAUUUUCCAUAUGUGCCGCUAUAUGAAGAGCUACAAUCGUUGCACAAGUGAUGUCUUAUUCAUGCUAUGGAGCAGGGGGCAUGGUAUGUCUGCUUGAAUUCGGUCCUCCUUCCUCUGAUGUAUGCGUGUUUUUAAGUUUGGAGCAAUGGUGGUUCGUUUUGGGGCUGCGGCUGAUUUCUCUUAGACUAGUUAUUCAAAGUUUAAAUGUAUUUUCUGUUGGCUGUACAAGUGUUGUCUCUGUAUUACCAGUGGUUCUGAACA
Triticum dicoccoides is the source of this 3932-nucleotide messenger RNA. Its product is annotated as F-box protein At5g07610-like. NCBI's taxonomy places the organism in Eukaryota, Viridiplantae, Streptophyta, Magnoliopsida, Poales, Poaceae. The transcript is spliced from 3 exons. Bases 119 to 1282 code for a protein of 387 amino acids. Gene Ontology annotation, molecular function: protein binding. The record is from RefSeq and is a predicted model, not a curated record.